CCUAUCUCUGGCUAAUCGUGAGUAGUAGCAGUCAGUUGCCUACAGUCAAGGAAGAACGUUCGUCUAGUUAAUGUAUAACCGCAGAGGUCACUUCAGAGACUGUUCUCCUUCCGCCGGUAGCAUCCCCACAGGAGGAAGACGGAGAACUGAACAUCCCAGUUAAAGGAAUGGCGAGCUUCCAGUUCAGAGCGAUGGCAGAGAGGGGCAAACUGGAUAGUUAAAAACAAAUAAUAAUAAAAAAGGACAGUGACUUCCUCUGUGCUGUAUAAGCCGACCCUUCCCUUCCCAUGGAGCCUGAAGAGGCGUCGGCUCCUGAGGAUGCAGGCUCCAGGCUGAUGCUCCGGGUAGAGCGUCCCGUCUAUGAUGAGGAGUUCCUCAGGACUCAGCUCCUCCAUCGCCAACAGAACCCCACCUCCUUCCGUCAAAAACUCGCUGACAAGUUCAAGUGUUCGUCUCAGAAGGCCAAAGCAGUAGCUCUGAGUUUCCUGCCCAUCCUGACAUGGCUGCCGUCCUACCCAGUGAAGCAGUACCUUUUGUCCGACGUGAUCUCUGGCCUCAGUACCGGAGUUGUGCAGCUCCCGCAAGGUCUGGCCUACGCUCUCCUCGCCGCGGUGCCUCCAGUUUAUGGCCUUUACUCCUCGUUCUACCCCGUUCUGCUGUACAUCUUCUUUGGCACGUCCAAGCAUGUGUCCAUCGGCACCUUUGCAGUCGUAAGCCUGAUGAUUGGUGGCGCUGUAGUGAGGGAAGUUCCUGACAACAUGUUUAUUGGCCCCGCUAAUGUCUCCAAUUCGUCUUCGGUCGACAAGGAUCUCAAUCUCAGUCCCAUCGAUGCCAGGAGAGUCCAGGUGGCUGUUGUGCUCACCACCAUGGUGGGAAUCAUCCAGUUUGUAUUGGGUCUUCUCAGGUUUGGCUUUGUGGCCAUCUACCUCACAGAGCCUCUGGUGCGAGGCUUUACCACAGCAGCUGCCGUGCACGUCGUCAUCUCCCAGCUGAAGUACUUACUUGGAGUGAAAACGGCGCGUUUCUCCGGGCCCCUCUCUGCUGUUUAUAGCGUUCAUGCGGUAUUGAGUAAAAUCACAGAGACAAACAUUCCCAGUCUCCUCCUGGGCCUUACUUGCACCGUGUUUCUGUACGGGAUCAAAGUCCUCAACGAGCAUUUCAAGAAGAAGCUGCCCGUUCCCAUUCCUGGAGAGAUCAUCGUGGUUAUUUUGUCCACCGGGGUCUCUUACGGAAUACCCCUUAAAAGCCACAAUGUGUCUAUUGUCGGGCAAAUACCAUCAGGGCUCCGCGCUCCUGCUGUCCCAGAUUUCUCCCUGGCGCUAAAUUUGAUCCCGGAUGCGAUUGCUGUAGCAAUUGUAGGAUUCUCCAUGACCAUCUCUCUUUCUAAGACCUUUGCCUUGAAGCAUGGUUACAGCGUGGACGGCAACCAAGAGCUGAUCGCUCUCGGCCUCUGCAACUUCUUGAGCUCCUUCUUCCACACCUUUGCCAUCACCUGUUCAAUGUCCAGGAGUUUGGUGCAGGAGAGCACAGGAGGAAAGACACAGAUCGCAGGACUGCUGUCUUCUCUCGUGGUGCUGCUGGUCGUAUUGGCCAUUGGUUUUGUCUUCGAGCCGCUCCCUCAGACCGCACUGGCAGCUAUCAUCAUAGUCAACCUGGUGGGGAUGUUCAAGCAGUUCCGAGAUAUUCCCCCUCUGUGGAGGACCAGCAAGAUUGAACUGGCCAUUUGGCUGGUGUCCUUCGCAGCGUCUGUGCUGUUGGGUCUGGAUUACGGCCUCCUGGCAGCCAUCGCCUUCGCCAUAAUAACCGUCAUCUACAGGACACAGAGCCCCAAAAGUACCAUCCUGGGUCACGUAACAAACACAGGACUGUAUUAUGAUGUGAAUACAUAUGAAGAGGCAUCUGAAUAUGAGGGAAUUAAGAUUUUCCACUCCAACUCCUCAAUCUACUUUGCUAACAGCGACCGUUAUGUGAGCAAACUCAAGGAAAAGACGGGCGUAAACCCCGAGGAGCUGCAGGCAGCGCGGAAAGCCAAAAGGAAACGGAAGAAAAAGGAAAACGAGGAACAAAACUCCUCAAUCAAGAUUUGUGCAAAGGAUGAGACGGAGGAUGCGACCCAGGAGGUCGUGCCUCAGAGCCAGGAGAUGCAGGAGGUAAGGAACGGCGACUCGGAGGACAAACACGGCGAGCCGACCUCUGAGGAGGCCGUCUUCCUUGAGCCUCUCAGCUCGGUUCAUUCCAUCAUCCUGGACUGGACGGCCGUCAACUUUAUUGAUUCAGUAGGAGCCAAAGCCAUCAAGCAGGUCAUUAAGGAAUAUGCUGCAGUUGAUGUUCGGGUGGUCAUUGCUGGCUGCAACAGAACCGUACUGGACCAGCUCUACAUGCUGCAGUUUUUCUCAGAGGAACUGUCCACAAACGUGGUGUUCCCCUCGGUUCACGAUGCAGCCCUGCACUGUCAGUGCUCCAGCUCCAGGCUACCGGCUGCCUCAAGCGAAGCCUGAUCACAGGUUCACGUCCUGAACCCAAAAGGGUCCAACAGGCUGCGACCGUCGGAGCAGUGGACUCGUCACCUUAGCAAUGGUUCACAUUGAACAGGAGUUUUUAAUCUUAGUAGCAUAGAUAGAUGUGCUUUAUAUUCUCAGUAGCUCUGACCAUCUCAAAUGUGUACGAUACUGAGCUUCAUCCCUCUGUAUCCUCUUAGUGGUCCGCAGAUACAGAGUACUCAAAAGUUGCACUUUUAACACCAUUUGUAGUUCAGGGCUACUUCAGACUUGCUGCUGAGUUUUGUUCAAACGAGAGUCCAAAAAUCAUUUCUGGAGGACUUUGAUGUGUGGAGCUAGUGAAAGUUAGCAUCUCAUUGUCUCGCUGAUAACGUCUCAGGUUACUGAUGUUGCUGUGAUCAAUGCGUGUUUAAGUUGAAGACGAUCAAAACUUGACACUUUGUGUAAUGUCUGUUACUGCAUUGCAACAUUUUUGUGCUGGAAUAUUUUAAUGUAAUGACUUUUCAAAAUAAAAAAAAGAGACUUAAA
Xiphophorus hellerii (green swordtail) is the source of this 3026-nucleotide messenger RNA. It is a transcript of the gene slc26a5, whose product is annotated as solute carrier family 26 member 5. Gene Ontology annotation, biological process: sulfate transmembrane transport. The record is from RefSeq and is a predicted model, not a curated record. Gene Ontology annotation, molecular function: secondary active sulfate transmembrane transporter activity. The coding region runs from base 288 to 2498 and encodes 736 amino acids. Gene Ontology annotation, cellular component: membrane. The transcript has 18 exons. NCBI's taxonomy places the organism in Eukaryota, Metazoa, Chordata, Actinopteri, Cyprinodontiformes, Poeciliidae.